AAAAAAAAAAAAAGUUUAGCAGAAUAGAAAAAUUCCAAAAAAGAAAAAUUCUCUCAGUUUCUUGGACCGUCGCAAAAGUCCCUCUUCGUCGUUGUCGAGUCCGGCCACUCUCUCUCUCUCUCUCUCUCUCUCGCUUUCACGGUCGUCGAAGGCUUCGGCAGCCAACGCCAACACGUAAACUCCUUCAACCUCUACCUCAGACCCUCUGAGCUUUUACAAAGGAGGUAAAAGGGUUGCAAAUUAGUAACUGAAGCAGACAGAAGAAAUAAAUACCAAGAUCGAUUUGGAUUUCUGCUCAGCUUUGUAAUUUUAGUCAGCUGAACCUGUCUAGCUCAGGUAUUCUAUGGGAAAAUCCAUCCUCAAGUCUGUCGGAACUCUCUUUCCAUUGGAGUAGCAUUUCAACUUUAUGGCUUUUGGUGGCAUUCCUUGGUGUUUCUUGGCGUCUCAAUCACAAAGAUAUUUAGGGUUGUCUAGGCACCUUAGGAGAGCCAGGCAUCCUUUUCCCUGCCUCCGUUUGCCAAUUCCUUUAUUUUCAUUUUCAACCCUUAGUGAUUCAUCAUAUACAUUCAAUGAUGAAUAUUUGAUCAAGCACCAAUCUACUCUCGAUGAACGCAAUGUUCUUGAUGAACUGUCUAAUUUGUUACCAGUAUCAUGUAGUACUUCAGCUACAAACCUAUAUAAAAAGGAAUAUGCAGAAAAUAAAAUAGAUAUUAGAGCAGCCGAUGGGUUUUUAUCACCUGAAGAUAAAUUGCGAGGAGUAUUCCUUCAGAAACUGAAAGGUAAAACUGCAAUUGAGCAUGCUUUAUCUAAUGUUGGUGUGGAAUUAAAUCUCAAUGUUGUUGCAGAAGUGGUGAACCGAGGGAGUUUAGGCAGUGAAGAUAUUGUUAUCUUUUCUAAUUGGGCAAUUAAACAGCCCUUGAUAUCAAAAGAUAUUCAUUUUUACCAUAUAAUUCUCAGGGCAUUGGGCAGAAGAAAAUUCUUUAAAGAUAUGAUCAAAAUUCUGCGUGACAUGAGGACCAAAGGCAUAAAUCCCAAUUUAGAGACCAUAUCGAUUGUAAUGGAUAGUUUCUUGAGGGCUCGACAAGUAUCCAAAGCAAUUCAAACAUUUCGGAACUUAGAAGAAGUUGGGUUGAAUUGCGAAACCAAGACUUUGAAUGUGCUUCUGCAAUGCUUGUGUCAGCGAUCCCAUGUAGGUACAGCAAAUUCAUUUCUUAAUUCAAUGAAGGGGAAGAUUCCCUUCAAUGGUACUACAUAUAACAUUGUUGUGAAUGGAUGGUCAAAAUUUGGUAGAAUUAGUGAAAUGGAGAGACUUUUGGAUGAAAUGGUAGUAGAUGGAAUUAGUCCUGAUAGUUUAACUUUCACUCACCUCAUAGAUGGUUUUGGGAGAGCUGGUCAGAUUGAUAAAGCUAUUGAGAUUUUUGAGAACAUGAAACAGGGAGGUUGCUUGCUAAACACUAGUUCAUACAAUGCAAUGAUUUCCAAUUUUAUAUAUGUUGGAGAUUUUGAUGAAGCUACGAAGUAUUAUAGGAGUAUGUUGAGUAAUAAUUGUGAAGCAGACAUUGAUACUUAUACCAGUAUAAUCACUGGAUUUCUCAAGGCUCGGAAAGUGGCUGAUGCACUUGAAAUGUUUGAUGAAAUGUUAGCUCGAGGAGUUUUUCCUCCUACGGGGACUUUAACAUCCUUUAUCAAAACUUUAUGCAGCUAUGGUCCACCUCAUGCUGCUAUGAUAGUUUAUCGGAAAGCAAAAGCAGUUGGAUGUAGAUUUUCAUCGAGUGCUUAUAAGUUAUUGCUGAUGAGGCUUUCUAGGUUUGGUAAAUGUGGAAUGCUGUUAAGCAUAUGGAAUGAGAUGCAAGAAUGUGGUUAUUCUUCAGAUGUUGAAGUUUAUGAAUAUGUCAUUAAUGGACUUUGCAACGUUGGGCAACUUGAAAAUGCUGUACUUGUCAUGGAGGAGUGUUUGAGAAAAGGGUUUUGCCCAAGCAGGCUUAUCUGUAGCAAAGUGAAUCACAAACUACUAGACUCAAACAAAGUUGAGAAAGCAUAUAAGCUGUUUUUGAAAAUUAAAGUGGCUCGUCGCAAUGACAAUGCACGGAGAUUUUGGCGUUCUAAAGGGUGGCACUUUUGAAUUGUAGCAUGAAAGUUGUAAUCACUACAAAAGAUCCUGUUAAAGAUCACUGUAAAUUUUGUUGCUUUCUUUUUUUUGGGUAAAUAGUAAAUUUUGUUGCUAUAUAUUAGAUUUUUGUAAAGAGUGGCACUUUUGAACUGUAACAUGAACGCUUUAGUUACGUUUGGAUUAGGAAUGACAAUUUGCCCCGCAUGACCCGAUUCCCGCAGUGCAUUGUCCCGUUUUUCCCCGAAAAAUCGAAAUGACGGGGCUGACUUGGGAUAAAGGUUUAAAACCCGAAUUGGGGACGGAGAAUAAA
This is a messenger RNA of Ziziphus jujuba (common jujube), 2420 nucleotides long. RefSeq names its product putative pentatricopeptide repeat-containing protein At5g43820. Bases 407 to 2122 code for a protein of 571 amino acids. The transcript is spliced from 2 exons. NCBI's taxonomy places the organism in Eukaryota, Viridiplantae, Streptophyta, Magnoliopsida, Rosales, Rhamnaceae. Gene Ontology annotation, molecular function: protein binding. The record is from RefSeq and is a predicted model, not a curated record. Gene Ontology annotation, cellular component: chloroplast.